AUGAUCAAUGAAUUCUUAAACAUUACAUAUUAAUGGUGUGGAGAUGAAUAGAAAAUUAUUUAGGGAUAUGUAUUAUGCGAUGAUCACAUAGCUGAAUGCAAAAAGUAUACCUAAUAAUUUAAUGGUCCUGCAACCUUCUCUGAUGAAAAUUUUAAAAUAAUGGCAGCAAGAUUAGAUAAAUAUAAAUUGGUAAUAAUCUUCUCAAAAACAUUCUUGAUUGAUCCCUCUAAGUGCUCCUUUUUAAUAUCAACCAAUGAUAAGAAUGUUCCAUAUUAUCCAAAAUUAAUGAGUUAUAAAUUAGAUCCUUAAGAAAAUUAUAAAAUCGCUCUCAUCAACUCAAAGAAUACAUACAAUUUAAGAGAGCAAAUAUUUAUCAAUUCUUUUGAAAGACAAGUUACUACUGGAUCUAUUAUACCUAUACUUAUAUGUCCAAAAUAAUUACUAUCAAAUGUAUGGGAAUAUUUUAUUGAAUAAGAUUGUUAUAUUGAUACACUUGAGGAGCUAUAAGAAGCUUUGAUGAUGUCUUAGAGAUAAGUUUAACUAGGAAAUGCAAUUAUUGCUAAUACACUUAUUAAUGGAUGCGCACUUUUUCAAAAAUACAUUUAAAUAAAGCCAAAGUUUUCUAGAAAAGAAAUAGAAAGUGAUAUCAUGAAUCUAACAUUUAGUGAUUUAGAAAAUUCAAUUUCUCAAUUCAAAGGAAUGCCUAUAAUGAUUAGUUAAAAUGGAAGAUUUGUUUAAUAGUUAAUGAUUUUGGUUAAAAAUAUGAUCUCUCAAUUUUUUAAUUUUAUUGAAGAAACAAUAGACUUAUUAUUAGAAAAUGAAUUUGAUCCUUAAGAAUUAUCUUAUGUAUUAGAAGGACAAAUUGAAAACCAAGUAGGCUAAUUCACAGUUCAAAUGCAUGAGUUUGCAUUAGUUGAAUAAGCAGAUUUCAUCAUUCUCUUUGAAAAAAUUAAAGAGACUAUUUUUGAUAUUCAUAAGGAUAUUGAGUAAUUUAUAGUUUUAACUUCGACAUUUGUAGAUGAUUAGAUGCAAAAAGUAAAUCAGAUAUUCUAAGAUUAUCCAGCAUUAGCUAAUGUUAGAACAUUUCAAGCAAUUCAAACAGAUGCUUCAUAACACAUAGUCAGAGAACUUUAGAAUUAUUUUUUAAUUGAAAAAUCAAAUUUUUGGAGACCAGAAUUUAUCAAUCAUUUUGAAUUUACCAAGAAGAUUAUAGUAUCGUAUUUAGAAUACAAAUAAGAAAGAAUUAAUAAUCCAGCAAAAACAACAGAUUUCUUUACUUCCUUAGUCAGAAUGGGUUUGGAUCCUAAAAUGCCUAUAUAAACCAUGUAGAUAAUAGUGGAUAAAAAUGACAGAGAUUUCGUGAAAGAAAAAGAUUAAUUGUUUAUUGAGAAGAUCAAUAUCAUAACUAGAGGCAAACGAUCGGCAUUUAAAAUAUACCUACAUAGUAAAGAAUAGCUUGUAUUAUAUAUGAUCAAAAAUUACGUUAUUAUAGUCUCAUUUGAUUAUUUUAAUCAGAACUUAUGGACUGAAGUUGAAAAAUUCUCAAAUUUGAAUAUGAAAUUAUCAUCAGGAGUUUAGCAUAUUCUUGAAACCAAUAUAGAGUAUGUAAAAAAUAUCAAAUUAUAUGAAUAAGAAACAUGCGGAUAUUCACUUGAUUCUAAUGGAUAAUCGAAAUUGAUAGUAAAUUUUUCGAUGAAUAUGGAUGAAUAAUUAAAGAUAAUAAAAAAACAAUUUUGUAAUAAAAUUGAUAAAGCAUAAAAAGGAGGUGCUCCUCAACCAACUGAUCCAACAAUUCUUGCAGCAGGAGCAAUUGGAUCAGGAAUUGGUAUUUUUAUAGUUGAUUGUCUUGAUGAUAAUAUAUCAUGGUAAAAAAAACUUUAGAGAGCAGGGUAUGGUACAGCUGAAACAACUGCCUUUGCUGCCCUUUCAAUGAAUUUGCCAUUUGUUGGUUUUUUGGUCGGAUAAACAUUUUUAUUUUAUUCUGUUCACAAAGUAUUUUCAAAUAAAGUCUUGAGUAUGUAAAAUAAACUAAAAAACAUGGGUCAUUUAGGAGUAAAGACUUCAAUGGGAAUAGGAUCAGCUGUUGCUGGAUAGAUAUUGAUACCUGUUCCUGUUUUAGGAGCAUUGAUUGGAAGUGUGGUUGGAGGAGUUGGAGUAGGAUUGUAUCAUAAAUUCAUAGUGCCUUCUACAAAGAAUUCAUUGUUAGGGAUAAUCAAUAGGCUAGAAUAAUUCAUUUAACCAAAUGGAUAAUUGAAAUAUGAAAAGUCAGUUAUCAAAAUGAUGAAAAUAAAUCCUACUCACUUUUUUGAGAAUCAACCACAAACUCUUGAUUGUUCUGAUUGGCUAACUCUUGUCUCUAUCAACUUAGUUAAUGAAGUAGCCUAUUUGUAUGAAAUGCAAUGGGAAGAAUAAAGAAAGAAGCUAUUAGAAAAGGAGGACAAUGCCCAUAAAAUUGAGUAAAUAAUUACAUUAGAAAAUGAGGAGGACAAAUUGGUUGAAAAACUGUGCAAAUGGGAAAUUUGUAGACAUUAUAUUUACAAAGAAAACAUCUCAACUUUUAAAUAUGCCAAAUAGGUGGGCAUAUUUGUAGCAGGCAUGAUUUCCAACUUUAAAAUCUGA
This is a messenger RNA of Paramecium tetraurelia, 2619 nucleotides long. RefSeq lists its product as uncharacterized. Lineage: Eukaryota; Ciliophora; Oligohymenophorea; Peniculida; Parameciidae. The record is from RefSeq and is a predicted model, not a curated record. The transcript has a single exon.